Messenger RNA from Pieris brassicae (large cabbage white), 1393 nucleotides. RefSeq lists its product as uncharacterized. The coding region runs from base 94 to 642 and encodes 182 amino acids. NCBI's taxonomy places the organism in Eukaryota, Metazoa, Arthropoda, Insecta, Lepidoptera, Pieridae. The transcript is spliced from 7 exons. The record is from RefSeq and is a predicted model, not a curated record.
AAGAUACCGGCGCGUGCGCACGUGACGUGACCGCGAGUGAUUAAAGUGAUUGUACAGUGUUUCCCUGUGGAUUUGCAAUUAAUAGAUUGUCCAAUGGCGACACCGCAGUUCACUUGUUUGUUCAUCGUGUUCGCAUUAGUUGUUACGACGUGUGACAGUCAGAAUUCCGCGCAAGACACUCCACCAAAUCUCAUGAAGGAAGUAGAGGAUAACAGUCGUUACAAGACAUUGGAAGCAAACGCCACAUUGUUAAAACUUCUUGUGGAUAAUAAAGAUGGUGUGAGCAAAUCAGAGGUCUUCGACAUGUUGCAUUCGAGGGAUGAAGUCGCAGAACAUAUCGACCUCCCGACCUUUCCAGAAGAUGCUGAAGAGGGCCGCAUCAAUGUUCCUAUCAUCCCUGACUCACAGGCCGAGUUCUUACAAGCUAGCGAGAUAGUUCGUAAGGACUCAGAAGAAAUGCAGUAUUCAGAGGAGCCGGUUGGAACAGCAGCUGGUAUCAUGGUACUUGUAACCCUCACCAUCGUGUGUCUAGCUUACACAGCUCUUAUUGUAUGGAGACGGAUAUACUUGAAGAGAAAUGGACUUAAACAUGAGCUAUUGAGAAAUGAAGAACUAAUCGCCGAGACUAGGAUAGAGUUGUGAAAAACGAAAUCGUUUGAUACAGAUCAACGUUAUCUUCGAGGAAACUUGGAACCACAUAAAGACUGAUUUAAGACAUUACUAUCAUUGUUUGAUUAAAUCUAUAUUAAGAAAGCUGUCUUCAGUUUAAUACAUGUAUGAAAUGAGUAAUCUUUAAAUAAGAAUGCACUAUUUGUAUUAUAUAUUUGUAAAGAACAUGGCACUGUACAUUAAAUUUAGUUCAUAAAAGAUUGCGACGUGAGGUACGAAUUGGAAUACGCUGCUGAAUAAAUCUUAUUGAUCAAAGGGCCCAAGUAGAACAAAUAUGCAUUUUAUUUUCAGUUGGCAACAACCUUAUUAAUACAUUUUUUAUGUUUGUGCCCUGAGGCACAUUUUCUUCUCACUGAUAAUUAUUACAGUCUCAUUUAUAAACUAUUAUAUUGAAAUACAAUUUCGAAUAGAAAUUAAAUGUACUGUUAACACUUUUAUGACUCCCGAGUAUAAAUGAAAUGUAACAAGUCUUGUUACCUUAUGAAUACUAUAUGAAAGUUUAUGCAUAAGACAUCUAGUAUGUUAUCUUAAUGUUAAGUUAAAUAUUGGGUUUGUCAAAUAUUUAUAUUGAAUUAUGUUAAUAAAUUCUUAAGGACGUGCCAUAAAGGACGUAUAGUGUGUGAAGUUCAUUAUUUAUUAAUUCUAAAUAUGUCUGUGAUUUGAUAAUUUAAUAUGGAAGUAAAUAAAGUGUGAUACAAGUGAUAAAAAUCUUUAAUUAAAAAAA